AGAGGGAGGAAAGGGGGCGCGCGGUAGGGCAUUCAGGAGAAGGAAGGAGCCAGCUCGGGAGCGGGGGAAGAGCCGCGCGGGUCGACCCGGCGGGCUCCGGCUUCGCUCCCUCGCCCCGGCCGCUGAGAGGCGAUGGCGGAUACUGACAAGCUCAACAUCGACAGCAUCAUCCAACGGCUGCUGGAGGUAAGAGGGUCAAAACCCGGUAAAAAUGUGCAACUUCAAGAGAACGAAAUAAGAGGAUUAUGCUUGAAAUCUCGAGAAAUCUUUCUCAGUCAACCCAUUCUGCUAGAACUUGAAGCACCGCUUAAAAUAUGUGGUGACAUCCAUGGACAAUACUAUGAUUUACUUCGACUCUUUGAAUAUGGAGGUUUCCCACCAGAAAGCAACUAUCUAUUUCUUGGUGACUAUGUUGAUAGAGGGAAACAAUCUUUAGAAACAAUUUGUCUUUUACUGGCCUACAAGAUAAAAUACCCAGAGAAUUUUUUCCUCCUUAGAGGGAACCAUGAAUGUGCCAGCAUUAAUAGAAUUUAUGGCUUCUACGAUGAAUGUAAAAGAAGAUACAACAUCAAGCUGUGGAAAACCUUUACAGACUGCUUUAAUUGUUUACCAAUUGCAGCCAUUGUGGAUGAGAAAAUAUUCUGCUGUCAUGGAGGCUUAUCGCCAGACCUCCAAUCAAUGGAACAAAUCCGACGAAUUAUGCGGCCUACUGAUGUGCCAGAUCAAGGCCUGCUUUGUGAUCUAUUGUGGUCUGACCCUGACAAAGAUGUCCUGGGAUGGGGAGAAAAUGACAGAGGAGUUUCUUUCACGUUUGGAGCUGAAGUGGUAGCAAAGUUCCUUCACAAACAUGAUUUGGAUCUUAUAUGCAGAGCUCAUCAGGUGGUUGAGGAUGGAUAUGAGUUCUUUGCAAAAAGGCAACUGGUAACUCUGUUUUCUGCCCCAAAUUACUGUGGGGAGUUUGACAAUGCGGGUGCUAUGAUGAGCGUGGAUGAGACUCUAAUGUGUUCCUUCCAGAUUUUGAAGCCUGCUGAGAAGAAGAAGCCCAAUGCUAGCCGGCCUGUAACACCACCCAGGGAUGGUCCUCCUCCAAGCCGCCGCAAUCCGGGUCGCCGGGACUUGGGCUGCAACUGCGCUCCUCCCUCCUCGUUCUCUCUUUUCAUUAUGAAAAUAAAUCCCACUUUAUGCACCAAUGAAUAGCAGGAAGGCGGAGAA
Molecule: messenger RNA, 1212 nt
Organism: Podarcis raffonei (Aeolian wall lizard)
Lineage: Eukaryota; Metazoa; Chordata; Lepidosauria; Squamata; Lacertidae
Gene: PPP1CC
Product: protein phosphatase 1 catalytic subunit gamma
Exons: 8
Coding region: 133-1197 (354 amino acids)
Cellular component (GO): cytoplasm; nucleus
Molecular function (GO): protein serine/threonine phosphatase activity
Source: RefSeq, a predicted model, not a curated record